AUGCAAUAUAUGCAGCAGAUACCUGCACUCAAGGCAGAGAUUGAGAAUAUGAAACAGAAAAUCUCAACGUGCAAGUGUGACUCGGAGAACAAUUUCAAGGAGCUAGACAAGAAGCUGAAGCAGCAUGAGGGUGGAAGGGUUUCAAACCGUGUUUUCUAUCUACCGAUCCCUCCAAAUAUAUCUGAGCUUUUGAAAUGGCUUGAAUUGGGUUAUGUUCUGUUCAAUGCAUCUGUCUUGUUCAGGUACUUCUACAGUUAUGGUAUUAUAAGAGACAUUAUGCAGAGCCAUCUGCUUCAAAUACUAGCCCUUUCCGCCAUGGAGACUCCUGUCAGUUUGGAUGCUGAAGACAUCAGAAAUGGAAAGGUAAAAGUUCUACGCCCAAUGAGGCCUUUGCAACUUGACAACGUGGUGGUUGGACAGUAUAAGAGUUGCACUAAAGGGGGGAUUAACUAUCCAGGCUACACAGAUGACGAGACAGUACCUAAAAAUAGCAUAACCCCAGCAUUUGCAGCAGCUGCACUCUUUAUAGAUAAUGCCAGAUGGGAUGGAGUUCCCUUUUUAAUGAAAGCUAGGAAAGCCUUACACACUAGAAGGUUUCGUUCUAUUCAGUUUAACUUCAACAAUACAGAGUCUGAAGUGGUUGUCCUUCCCACCGAACAAGAUUUAUUGGAUUCUGAAUCCACUGUUUGGAUACCUCCUCCAAUAAACAAGUACAAAAGUAAAUUUUGAUGGAGCUGCAGGUCCAAAAUGCUUUGCCUGUGCGGCUAUUGCGAGAGAUUCAAACUCCGGAUUUCAAGGGUGCCAGACUAGAGAAUUUGAGUUUUCCACUUCUAUUGAGGCUGAAGCUCACGGCGCCCUCUUGGGAAUUGAUAUGGCAAUGAACAGAGGGCUGCAAGGGAGACUCACUCAUUGUUAUCAACAUUCUCAAGUUCAAGAAUGCUGCAAUCCCCUGGCACAUCAAAGAUACAAUCUCAAGGCUUAGGAACUGCCUGCCAUUUUUCUGCUCCAUCGAAUUCAACUUCAUCAACAGAGAUGCCAAUAUAGUGGCUCACACUUUAGCAGCUUAUGCUAUUUCUAACCACGAUUCUAAUCAGUGGAUUAGUACCCCUCCUCCUUGUAUCACUCAUCUGUUGGAUGAGCCUUCUGUGUCUUUGUAGUUUUUUGUUUUUUUUUCUGUUUCUUUCCUUUCAAAAAGAAAAAGAACGAAAAGAGAAUGCUCUACAUGGGUGGGAAUGGUAGGAAAUUUGUUUAGCCUUUCUCUCUCUCUUUUGUAGCAGGUCCAACAAAGGGUACUUGCUUGGAUGAUAUG
Papaver somniferum (opium poppy) is the source of this 1309-nucleotide messenger RNA. Its product is annotated as glucose-6-phosphate 1-dehydrogenase, chloroplastic-like. The transcript is spliced from 7 exons. The record is from RefSeq and is a predicted model, not a curated record. Gene Ontology annotation, cellular component: chloroplast stroma. Gene Ontology annotation, biological process: glucose metabolic process; pentose-phosphate shunt, oxidative branch. Gene Ontology annotation, molecular function: NADP binding; glucose-6-phosphate dehydrogenase activity. Bases 1 to 729 code for a protein of 242 amino acids. NCBI's taxonomy places the organism in Eukaryota, Viridiplantae, Streptophyta, Magnoliopsida, Ranunculales, Papaveraceae.